AUCCGUGGCAUAGAUCUUGUUGCUUCUGACACUCGGGACCUUGGUCUAUGUAGGAUACUUGUGAACAAGCUGUCCCCGCUGGAGGAGUUUCGGGACGCGUUGUGACAGCACACGGUUGUCACGUUUGACAGCGUAGGUGAAAUGCUGGUCCACCCCUUUCCGAUGUCGAUGGCCGUCGCUCCGGCAAGCCCACACCACUUGUCCACUCCACGCUGUGCACCAUGCAGGUAAGUGGGUCAACGGUAGGUACCUUCUUGUGCAUACAUACGGCGAAAAUGUGUAUAUAAAACCCACAUUUUCCAGCGUCUUCCGACCGGGUCAACACCUCGUCUCGUCUCUGUAGCGUUUCUGGAGCCCUUCAUUGCACCUCACUUCUAAGCGAAUCUCCAAAACACAGCGCUCCCAACAUCUUUCGCUACAGAUAUCCAGUCAUGGUAGCAGCAGUCCUGCAAUCCCGCACCCUCGUGCGAGCCAAAGCACCCUUAGCCCCGUUCGCCAACACAUCCGUCCCGCUCUCACCUAUGGACGUCGCAGUGGGCCGGUAUUCAUUCCCUCUGCUCUACAUCUUCGCAGCGCCUGAUGCGCCGCACGAGGCCUUCCAGCACGAGAAGCUCCGGGAAACGCUCAGCGAUACCCUAUCUGUAUAUCCCCAUCUGGCCGGACGCGUCGACCCUGAAACCGACGAAAACCGGGGAACGGUGAAUGUGCGAUGCAACAACGCAGGGGCCGAGUUCGUUCCCGCGACGUGUGACGGCAGCCUCGCCGAUUUCGCGCCGUCAGCGACUGAUUCGGGGGCUAGAGUCAACUCGUCGGACAUGGCACAGCUACCCACCGGCCUGAUGCCCCAGUCGUCAAACCCCCAAGCGCCGGCACGCGAGCAGCCCUUAUUGAUCGUCCAAUGCACGGUCUUCAAAUGCGGCGGGCUGGCCAUCGCUCUGAACAUCAACCACCGGAUGCUGGACGGGGAGGGCGGGUUCAACUUUGUAGAAGCGUGGGGCGCCGCGUACAGAGGGGUCAGUGUCCCAGUUCCAUCGCACGACCGGCACCUCCUCUUUUCGCGGGGUGGGGUAGCCACGUUCCCGCACGCAGAGUACAAGAACGCUGCAUCCCCACCGUCUCCACCGUUCCCUGACCCGAUCCCCAAGACGAAAGCCAAACUGUUCCACUUUUCCGCUGUCGAACUAGGGAAAUUGAAGUCCGAUGCAUUGGGGAUGGAGAAGCUGGAGACCGUGGAGCCCGCGCCGUACGUCUCGACCAUCGACGUGCUGACCGCUCUCCUCGUCGUCUUGCUAUCCCGCGCGCGUAAAGCCGCCGGAGUCGAUUUCUCCAGCAGUAGCAUCCAUCUGAACACAGGCAUCAACGCCCGCCGGCGGCUUGUGCCGGAGCUUCCGGGUCGAUACGCUGGGAACGCCAUCUUCAACGCGCGAUCAUCGCAUCCGGCCACCGAUGUUCUGGAUGGGCAGUACCCAGCAGCAGUGGCGUUGGCGGCGCACAGGAUCCGGAAGGCGGUGCUGCAGAUGACGGAUGCGUACCUCCGGUCGGCGGUGGAGUACGUUGCUGCUACGGAGCCCGACCCGUCGGCAGUGACGUUGGCGGUGGACUACUUUUUUGGGAAGGAUUUCCUGAUGCCCAGCUGGGCCAACCUAGGCCUUCUCGACCCCGAUUUCGGGUCCGGACAAGCGGUGUACGCCGGGCCGCCCAAUUUCUCCGUGGCCGACGGUUUCGUCGUCGUUUUGAACUCCGCGCGAUGGGCUCGCUCUGAAAAGGGCCUUUCCUGCUAUGUGUCGAUGGAGGAGACGGCCAUGACAUCUUUCGAAGAGGCAUUAGGACAAUGGCGAACGCAGAUUUUAUAGGGCAUAUUUGGAGAUGGAGAGUUUCUAGAUUCCCCCACUCUUCUUAUCUAUGUACGCCGUAUAGUAUGUACAUAUGGGAGGCAGCAAACUCCACAUCUACGAAUCCACAUUUACUAG
This is a messenger RNA of Fimicolochytrium jonesii, 1970 nucleotides long. RefSeq names its product transferase. Gene Ontology annotation, molecular function: acyltransferase activity, transferring groups other than amino-acyl groups. Lineage: Eukaryota; Fungi; Chytridiomycota; Chytridiomycetes; Spizellomycetales; Powellomycetaceae. The coding region runs from base 432 to 1853 and encodes 473 amino acids. The transcript is spliced from 2 exons. The record is from RefSeq and is a predicted model, not a curated record.